CAGCUUUACUUCCCAUUACUGUUUAUGAGGGGAAAAACAUAGACUCUCAGAGUGUCUAUCAAUAAGAUCAGGACUGAGAGCAUCCAACAAUGAACAGAAUGGACCAAGAAGACAUGGAAGGCCAAGAAGACCCAGAGCACAUGGAAGGCCAGGAAGGCCAAGAAGCUCAUUUCAGAGCACUCAACCAGCGUAUCUUCCUGUGGCCCCGAGGGUUGUUCUCCAAGAAAGAAGUACCUUCAUUCUUCCAGAAGCCAAAGAUAGUCAGAGGCAGCUUGAUAUUUCUGGCUAUGUUCUCCUUCCUUGUGAUCCUCAUUAUGUAUCCCCAAAUGCUCAGCAAGGUAGCAGAUAUUCAGACUUCCAUCCAGAUGCUUAAAGGUGUUUUGGAGACUGCCCCUCCUCAAACCCAGAUGUUAAGUACUUGUUUGGAAGAUGCCAGUGCUGAGAUCCAGGUGUUAAAAAAAGGUCUGAAAAAUGCCAGUGCUCAGAUCCAGAUGGCAAACAGCAAUGAGAAGAAUGCCAGCGCUGAGAUCCAGAUGUUAAAAAAAGGUCUGGAAAAUGCCAAUGCUCAGACUCAUAUGGCAAACAGAAAUCUGAAGAAUGCCAGUGAUGAGAUCAAAAAAUUAAAGAAAGAUCUGGAAAGCACAAAUGCUUUAAAUUCUGAGGCACAGAGGUUAAGACGUGAUUUGGAGAAAGCCAAUGGAGAAAUCCAGAAGAUAAUGGGAAGUCUGGUAAACACCAGUAGCCUAAAUGCUGAAGUUCAAGACUUAAAAGAGCAACUGGAGAAUCUUGCAGCACAACGGUACCAACAAGGUCAUCAAGACCCUUCCACCCUGGGCUCCCUUCUGCAGCUAAUCAUCCAAGGCUGGCACUUCUAUGAGGGGAAGGCCUACUACUUCUCAGACACCAAAAUGACCUGGGAGGAGGCGGAGCGCUUCUGUGUGUCCCACAAUUCUCAUCUGGCCUCAGUGACCUCAGAGAGAGAACAGGAAUUUCUAAGCAAGAGGACAAAUGGAGUGUACCAUUGGAUUGGGCUGACUGACAAGGACACUGAAGGAACCUGGCACUGGGUGGACGGGACUCCGUAUAAUGAGAGCAGAGCGUUUUGGAACAAGAACCAGCCGGACAACUGGCAGUACGAGAAGGGCCUGAGUGAAGACUGUGUCCACAUUCAGGCAAAGUGGAACGACAUGCUCUGUGACCAACCCUAUCCCUGGAUCUGUAAGAAGGUGCCAGAACUCCCUGGGCAGCACUCCCAGACGUGGGCAGGCUCACCACCUGCCCCCAUCCUUCCCUCACAGGGCUCCCAAUGAUUCUGAGAUGGUUCCAGGUUCUGCUUCCUCCAUCCGACCUUCCCAACACCAGACACCCAUCUGAAUACUCCCCACCCUUCAAGACCCAGCUCCAGCCUCUCACAUCCUGGAAAGGCUUCUUGGGCCAUUCCGGCCAUGAACCCUGAGAGUUGCUAGCACCUCACAGGCUUCCCCAGCGGAGGCCAGCUGUAGCUCCAGGUCACCUCCAUCUUCUUGAUGGCUUCCUUGCCUUAGGCCUCCACCUCUUUUCAGCUCUGGAAUCUUAAUCAGUCCAACUGAUAUAGCCCUUGCUACUCAAAGGGGCAUGUCAAACUGCCAACCUAUCCCUCUGUUCACCAUCCAUAUAACUUUCCAAACUAAAAUCCCUUCACCCAGCCACCACUGCCCUGUCAGUGUGAUCUCUCCUUGUCAGAACAUAGGACAGUCAGCUUUUUUACAUUCCCAGCUCUAAGCACACCAUUGGGCAUACAUUCAUUCCAUUCUUUGAUUCUGUCGCACUCAUUGAUGAUCACAGUAUCCUCUGCUUAAAGGCAAUGUGAUGUAGUUUAAAAAAAACAAAAAGACUUGUAGUUGGAAAACCCGGAUUCAAGUUCAGCCCAACAGGUUGUGUGAUCUUGGGGCAAGUCAGCUUACCAUAUUGGGCCUCAGUUAUCCCAUCUGAAAAAUGAUGGUUUAAAAGAGGGGAUAUUUUCAGAGGAAAGAUAAUGGGUACAGUUUUGGCCACUGAGUUUAAGAAGUCUAGAUGACAUUUUGAGAUGUCUAAUAAGCAGUUGGAGAUGUGAAACUCGUGGUCAGCAGUGAGGUUAGGGCUAGGUAAGCAGAUUUGAGAAUCAUCAACAAAGAUAACAAUUAAAUCCAUGAGACCUGAUGAAACUGUCAAGUAAAAUAUUAUCAGCAGAGAGUCUGGGAGAGACCCUGGGCAGGAACUGGUUAAACAAAGGGAGACAGGGGAAUGAAUCAGACAGAUAGAAAAACAAGGAGAAAUCCGUUAUCAUGGGGAGAAGUAAAUGUACAGGAUAAAAGAUGGCAGAGAGGUCAAGAAGGAUGAGGACUGAGAAAAGCCCAUUAGAUUUGGCAUUUAAGAGAUCAUUAGUAACUUGACAGGGCAGUUUCAGUAGAAUAAUGAGGUCAGAAGCCAGACAGAGAGUUAACAAGAGUGGGGGGAAAGGAGUGGAGACACCUAUUGCAGAUCACCUUCUCGAGGUUACCACAAAGGAUGUAUGGGAUGAUUUCUAGGAGGAAUGGACAGAUCAAGCGAGUUUUGUUUUUGUUUUACAGGACGGAGGAGACGCAAGCACACUUCUAGGCAGUAAGGCAGCAGCCAGUUAACAGUAAGGGACUGAAGAUUAGAGAGAGUGGCGAGGAGUUCGGGCAAUCUGUUAGACAAGAUGGAACGGAAAGGGAUCACUUGUGAAUGUAGAGGGGUUGGCCUCAGCAAGGAGAAAGGUCACCUCUUCAAGUAAGGGGUAGAGACAGUGGCAGAAGGCAUCUGGGUGAUGGGAUAAGAAGACGGAAAAAAGGGAGCUCUCUGCAAAUGGCCUCAAUUUUUUCACUGAAAUUUAAGAGGCUCUCACCCAAGAGGGUUCAGGGAUGGGAAUGCUAUGAGGGGUUUGAGAACUGAUGAAAAGGUUUGGAAAAGCUGCUAUGGUAAGUGGAAUAGUAGGGAAGUGCAAAUAGAUUGCCUUGUCAUAGUUGAGGGCCAGCUAGGUGGAGAAAUGGAUAGAAAUACGUUCAGCUAGGCACCGGUGGGUCGCAAUCUGCAGUUAGAGAGGACGUCCAAAUUGAUGAGAUCCCAGAGCUCCUGGAUGAUUAUGGAGCACCUGGAGAAAGAGCUUGAGGAGGUCAUGAAUCAGACAUAAAACCAUCAUUUCUCUUGGGGUCUCUAGUACGAGACAGCGAGGCAAAUAGGAGCCAAGGCUUAUAUGAGGCAUCGAGGUUUACAGAACGCUUUGCAGAAAUCAUCUGUAUGUAAGCACCCGAAAAAGGUCCAUGGACUUGCUGAG
Vombatus ursinus (common wombat) is the source of this 3313-nucleotide messenger RNA. RefSeq names its product C-type lectin domain family 4 member F-like. Bases 90 to 1310 code for a protein of 406 amino acids. The transcript is spliced from 6 exons. Lineage: Eukaryota; Metazoa; Chordata; Mammalia; Diprotodontia; Vombatidae. The record is from RefSeq and is a predicted model, not a curated record. Gene Ontology annotation, molecular function: signaling receptor activity.